AUGUCUAAGGUUGAAGCUCAAAUUGAAAAAAUUUUUACUUCUUUUGACAAAGAUGGUGAUGGUAACUUAUCAUGGGAUGAAGUUUUCUCUCGUAUGAGCUCAAAUUCCAAUAUUAAGGAUCCACUUGCUGCCACAAAAUCAAUGUUUGAUCAUUAUAAUCGUGAUGCUGAUACUGAAAACCUUUCCAUCCAGGAAAUUAGAGAAGUUUUAAUGUCCAAGAAAAUUAAACAAGAUUUAAUCAGAACUGAAAAAGCUCUCAGAUCCAAGGUCAAAGAUUUCCGUAAGAAAUAUGACACUGAUAAUGACGGUGUUGUAACAUUUGAUGAAAUGUAUCAAUUGUACCUUAAAGAUCCGGAUUUUGAUGAAGAAGAUGAUGAAUUAAGUGCUGAAGAAAGGGAAAAAGCUAAAUGCAGAAGAGCCAAAAGCUCAUGCAGAUACUUCUUUAGUGCUGUUGAUAAGGAUAAGAACGAUAAAUUAUCCUAUCUAGAAAUUCAUGAAUAUCUUAAAAAACAUCCAGAAUUUGAUCUUGGUCCAUCCCAAUAA
Dictyostelium discoideum AX4 is the source of this 543-nucleotide messenger RNA. It is a transcript of the gene cbpE, whose product is annotated as calcium-binding protein. Gene Ontology annotation, molecular function: calcium ion binding. Bases 1 to 543 code for a protein of 180 amino acids. The transcript is spliced from 3 exons. Lineage: Eukaryota; Evosea; Eumycetozoa; Dictyosteliales; Dictyosteliaceae. The record is from RefSeq and is a predicted model, not a curated record.